Messenger RNA from Pocillopora meandrina, 13488 nucleotides. NCBI's taxonomy places the organism in Eukaryota, Metazoa, Cnidaria, Anthozoa, Scleractinia, Pocilloporidae. The record is from the annotation of a GenBank genome assembly.
GUGUGAACUAAUCCAAAUCGUGUCACACAAAAAUUAUUAUUAUUAUUUUUCAAAGAGUAUUUCGAACAUUGUGAAUAAUUUGGCCAUUUUGAAACGAUAAUCUUUUUACUGUGAUCAAUCAAACUCAACAACUGCUAGCUGUGCUGGUUCGCGAAAUGCCCACUUGAAACUUGUACUACGUCAAAAAUGGAUCCAAAGUUGGAAGAAGUAUUUAAGAAGUGGGAGGCCCAUAGUUCUGGCCCUUCUCGAGUAGCAAAUAAUGAAGAAUCACAACGUCAGAGAGAAGAAAGGCAGAGAGAAUUCCGUGAUAAUUUGGAAGCACCGUUCCGAAAACCCUCAAGGCACAGGCCAAAGAAGCGAAAAUCGAAGGUACAGUAAGUGGAGUUCAUUGUUGUUGUUGGUGGUGUUGCAAGGGUUCUUAAAGAGUACGAAGUCGGGCCCUAAGACCAAGUAUUAAGACCUAUCCGCUACUGAAAUCUUAGAGAUCAGCUAUGAUUCAUUUAGGAAAAUUUUACCUCCAAAGGAAUCGAUGAUUUCUUCUGUAGAUGGUCUAAUUUGUUGCUUAAAACACAAAUGAAAUUGACCUAACCAAAAUAAAAAUGACAAAAUUUAAAUUAGUUAAAGUAACAUUUUUGAUAAGCUUAAGAAGUGCUGACAGUAGCAGUAUACAAUAACUAAACUCUGUUGAAAAAAUGAAAAACCCUCAGAAUAAAGACGAUAGGAAUAUUGUUCAACUGAACGAUAUAAAAAAAUCUCAUCCACAUUAAAUGCAACAAUAUUUUGGCGAGAAUAGUCUUCUGUCAAUACUUAAAAUGUGGUGACACCUAUGGGGAAAGGAAAUAUUAGUCUGGCUCAGUGAAUGUAAUACCAAGAAGAAAGUUGUUUAAAUAUUCCAUUAAGGCAGCUCACCUAGGAAGGCUAGCUUUUCCUGUGUGAUCAGUGUCUGGGAGAUGUUGGCUUGUUGGACAAAUUGAGUUGGGAGAAGUGUGGAUAACAAGAUUUGUGUUUUUAGAAGGGCCAUUUUCCACCCCUAGAGGUAAAAGACACAAAUCUGGAUGCCUUUUAAAUGGAGUCUUAUGUUCUUUUGAUUCUUUCACAACAUUCUAUAAACUGGUACUUGCACAAUUAAAGUCACUGUCAGGUUACUCAGUACUUCUUGUUUUGAUUUAAUACACGAUUAGCGAGAGGAUUUCAGUUUCAAGCCACUAACAGAGAUAAAGUUCAGUGUGCCUCCUGCAGUGAUUCCUUCUAUUUACAAAAGAAAGCGGCCAUUUAUGGGAGAAGCUUGUAACAGAUGUUGCCAAGAGAGUAAGGUAUUCCAUUCUGCUUGACUGUAUGCUUUAAAACAUUUUGUCUAUCAACCAGUGUGAGGAAGGCAAGUAGAACACAGGCAAGUCUACUAAAUUAUGCUCUAUUUUGUAGACCCAAAUCUAUCAAGUUAAGGCUAUUUCUUUUCAAAUCUAUAUCUCUGUUAUUUUCAAAACUUUCUGUGGACUAAAAUUUGUAGCAAUGAGGUGUGAGACUGUCUUGCUUUUGCUCUACAGUAUCUAGAUUUUGGCAAAAGUUUUUAAUGUUUGGUACUGUAUGAGAUUUAAGCAUGCCAACCAUAGUGCUAAAAAUGAAAAUCCAGGCAGACAUAGCUCUAGUACACUGAUAAAGCCACAUGAGGGUUGAUGAACAUAUGCACAAUCCAAAGUUUUUAAGAAACUGAUUCUGGAAUCCAGAUCCAAAAUCACAGCUGACCUGUAAUCCUAAUUCCAUGUUUUAAAAUUACAAAUCUGCUUAAUACUUAUAAAGUCUGUAAUCCAUGAGUUUUCUAAAGGCUAAAUCAAUCCACAAACACAUUUACCCUUUCCCCUCAAUAUGGAUGUUUUGUAGUUAAUAGUAUAUAAUUCUUCUUCUUGGUAGAUACUCUAUGAGGAAGGCAAACCUUCAUGGGGUAUGCACAAUAUUCUUAGCAUGGAGCUUUUUAGAAAGUAAGUAUAACUAUUAAAUCCUGAGAAUGCAAAUCACAAAAACCUCAGAUAAUUGAUCAGCAGCCUAUAGUCAAGAUACUGUUUGUUUAUCUCUCCAUAUUGUUUUACAGAGAUGUAGCUCUUGCUGUUUUAAUUUUAUAACCUUUUUAAACAAAAGUAUAAUGUUGAUAACUAUAUUUAACGGUUUUGUUAUUUAAAUGUUUCAGACAGAAUUUCUUGAAAAGAAGUUUCUGCCAUAUAGCUUAUGUGUGGAAUUGUGACAUCAGCCAUCAAUAUCCUGAUGUGAAGAAGGAUGUUUUACAGUCAGCCAGGUUAGAUUAUGAAAGCUGUCAACUUCUUGAUUAUUUAUUUCAUAACCAUGUUGCAUGAAAAUUUGUAUUUUUUUUAAAAUUUAAUAUACAAAUUUGGUAUAUUGCUCUUGUUAUGCCAAAAUAAGUCCCUGCUUGGAAAAAAAAAUUGUGCAAAAAAUUAAAAUGCAAAAAAUUUUUACCUCCCGUCAAAUUAAUUACUGUGGGUGCCAAUCAAGUGCCAGUUUACAGCAUAUUUUUUCAUAUUCAUAUAUAUUGCAGUUCCCCUUAGAAGGUUAGAAAAGUCAAAAAUAUCAUUUUGCUUUCCUAUUUUAUGUUUUGCUGUUUGAACAGUUGAUCUUGAAAAAUACUCUACUAAGCGAAAUUCUAUUUCUCGAACAGCCUGAAAUUUUGUUUCUGUAAACCCCAAAAAAGUCACUUAUCCGGAAAUGAAAAUUCCACAAGGUUUUCUCACUACUGUACAUCUUUUCAGCCAAAAUUUCAAGAGGAUAUAGAAGUUUAUUACACAAUAAUACUGGUUCAAGUUUGAAUAUUUUAUUCUUAUUUAUUAGAGUAAAGACCCGCAUUCUUUCUCCUGCUAUGCAAGAGCGUCCAUCAUCAGGUGCGUAAAUUGGUCAAAUUUUGUGAUUGAUAAACAUGUAUCAGGCUCUUUCAGAAUAGAUGAAAAAUUGCAUGUGCAUGAAGUUUUAUGGACCAAGUCAGGUUGAAUAACAUUGUCAACCCAAGACACAUUAUUUUAAUGUUUAUAGAAGGUUUUGAAUGUAUGCUUGGGCAAGUUUGCAAAGCUUCAAAAAAAGAAUCAACAAUCAAACAGUUACAGCAAAGAAAUGCAGUGGGUAACUCUUAAGGAACUUUCCAGCCCUAAAACUUAAAAUUGUGUCUAGUUUUUUUUAAAACUAUUACUAGCAGUAACUCAUUACAUACCUAUAUUUUUCUGAUUCAAAAAAUAAUAAAUUGUAACCCACAAUAUCUUAGUGACCAAAAUUGAGUGACAGCUGCUAGAUGUAACAUUGUUCCCCUUAUUAGCAACAGGUCAGGAUAUCAAAACUUCAGAAAAAGAGAGACACAAGAGAAUCAGUAGUGUUGAAGAAAAUGCAGUUAACAUCCUGAAUGGGAUGGCUGCAGUUGUCUACCGGAAGUUUGUGAGGUAAUGAAAUAGCAUUUUGAGGUUGCUGUCACCAAAAUCUGGUCAAAAUUUUGAAAGUUUCAUUUUGCUGCUCUUUAGUUUGAGAAAGAAGUAAAGUUUAAUUUUCCAAAAAAAAAAAAAAAGUAUAAAAUCUUAAAAAGAACUUGAGAUAUAGCUAAAAGAAAGUUUAAGGGGAACCUGUGUGGAAGUGUGAAAGGUGUCAUAAUUGGAAAGCCUCCAGCAGUGUUGACAUUUGCUGUGGGCUUUCUUUCAUGAUCUUUAUUUGCAUAUUUUGUUUACAGUGCAUCUUGCACUGCACAGCAAAGGAGAAUUCCUAGCACAUUGUGCAAAAUGUUGAGAAAUAAGAGUCUUCAUCAAGCGGUCAAAAAGCCAAAAAAAAUGGAAGUUAAGUUUUUUUACCGUAGCUUGCUUUGCCCACUUUUCCUUCUGCUUUUCCCAAUGUCUUCUGGAUUUUGUUUAAUGCCUGUUCUUGGAUUUGCAAAAUGACCUUUCCUGCAAAUUUCAAAGGGGUUUUUAUGUCACCAGACUUGCCAAGGAGUUCAAUAUUGCAUUUCAUUGCUCAAUGGCAUGACCACAUUGACAUGCACUUAAAUGAGGUGUAAAAACUGUGAAUUUCUUUGGAGGCCAAAAACUUGGGUUUUUUUUAUGCAAGUUACCAAUAGUCUACUUAUAAUUAUAAUAAUUUAUACUUUUAUAAGCUUUACAGUGUAGUUAUAUACUAGUUUCUCUAGUUUCUUUAAAAGUAGCAUGCAUAGGAUGAUUUUUCUAGAAGGGACCCUAUCUUGUUGACAGUAACCUUAAUUAAGUAAUGCUGUUUUUACAUGUAGCUUUAAAAAGUACUUUUAGGCUUUGACUCACAUGUACAUGUGGGAGAAAUAGCUGUCAAUAUGUUGAACUCUGGGUUGUAAUUUGUUGAAUCAAAACUCAUUCAUCCAUGUGCUGGUUGCAAGUGGGAGACCAGCUCAUUCCUCCUUUAGUUUCUAUAAAACUAAAAAAAUUACAGUCAGAUAGUGUGUAAACUUGAUUUUGUUCCAGAUUCACCACUUGGUUUCUUUUCAAACUGUUGAGAAGAAUGUUAUUUAGUAUACAGAUUCACAAAAGGCAAAUUGACAUCUUGAAAGAAGCUUCUCAGGUAAGCAACAGAAAAAUCAAAGUUAUUAUAUACAUCUGUACACUCAUCUGCUUUGUAAUUCAAGGUUCAGUGUAUUGCAAACUGUGGCUUUAUGACAGAAGACUGAACUAAUGGGAGAACUUACGUUGUAUUUGUUAGGCUAAAAUCUUGUGUGAAAAGGUACAUAGUAUUUUAAAACUUUUUUCUUCAUUUGUAUUAUCAGGAUGACAAACCUCUUGUGUUCCUACCACUUCAUAAAAGCCACAUGGAUUAUAUCCUGCUGACUUUUGUGCUUGUUACAUGUGAUAUUAAGGUAGGCAUACUUCAUACUUUGAAUUGCCUGUUUGCCAUUUAGAUUUAGAAUUUAUGUAUGUAUGUCAUAUUGUAAUUAAACCACACCCCUUGCUUGUUGGGGUUUAACGAUGCCUUACUUGUUACUGUGAGGUAGGCUCUCUAGAUAAUAUUAGAAAAUUCUUAUUAAGGAAGUUAUUUUUAUUUAGUAUUCUCUUUCUCAUAUUUUCAGGUUCCUCAUGUGGCAGCAGGAGGUAUACCAAAGAUUUUCUGUAUUCAUUUUUUCCAACAUAGAGUGUUGUUACCUGGUAUAUUCACAAUAGUGGUAAUAAUUAUAUGAGCAUCUUUUAUUUGCAGAUAACUUGAGCAUACCAUUUUUUGGGUGGAUUUUAAGACACUUGGGUGGAUUCUUUAUCAAGCGUAAACUAGAUCAUUCCUCUGGGAAAGAUGAGUUGUACAAGUGUAUCCUUCAAGAGGUGAGAAUUCUGCUUGCAGGUUUUUUCAUUACAGUAGUUAAAAAUCAAUGAGCUCAGCUCAAAUGUGUACUCCUUUUAUGUUUGUAGUAUGUGGAACAGCUCCUUCAGAAUGGACAAUACCUUGUAUUUUAUAUAGGUAUGUUAAUUUAUGCUUUCAUCUCAAGUUUACAGAUGUUAAUACCAUUAGUCUUAAUAAAUAUAGGUAAAAGUGAAGCCUUUAUACAGGCCCAAGUGGCCCAUGGGGCAGGCACUUAAGUCUGGUUUCCUUUAGCAUAUAGCAGCUAGGAGUAUUGCUACUCUCCCCUGGAUGGGAUGCUAGUCCAUUGCAGGGUAAUACCCCCAGCAUAUUUGCUGGUACUCAUUUGUACACCUGGGUGAAGAGAAGCACAGUGAGAGUAGUGUCUUGCCUAAGAACACAACACAAUGACCCUGGCCAGGGCUCAAACCUGGACCACUUGAUUCGAAGUCGAGCGCACUAACCAUGAGGUCACUGCGCCUCCACUCUUAAUAAAUAUGCAAUGUAUUAAUCAUUAGUGAUUGUUUAACCUUUAAACCCAUAAGAGUGACUAGCAUCUAAUUUCUCCUUACAAUAUUAUCACUGAAUCAGACAAACAUCAUGAGAAUAAAGGAAAUGAUCACCAACUAAAGAAACUCUUGUUUGUUAGAAAAAUUCUCCUUGUAAGCAUCUCAGUAAAUGUACAGAGAACAGUAUGGAGAAUAUGAAUACUGAUGUGAGGAUGUAAAGGGUUAAGUUAUGACAUUCGCCUUUAACUCAGCAGAGGUGUACCAAUACUUGCGAGCCACACAACUGUAUCCUUUGUAAACAGAAUACUUACAAGAUCUUCAACAAUUGCUCAUAAAUGCUCAAUGGAAGAUUUGUCAGUUAUGCCAUUUUUGACUGUCUUCUUUUUUACUCCACCAUUUUCCCAUCCCCAUGUCAUUCUUAAUGUUUUAAAGCAAUAGGCACAUUGUUAAAUAAACAAUUUGUUGAAGAUCUUUUUCUUCUCUGGUUAUAUGCAUCUCUCUUUUUUAUUACAUAUACCUAUAGAGGGUAGUAGAUCAAGAAGUGGAAAAGCCAUGGUUCCAAAGUCUGGUCUUCUCUCUCUGGUUGUUAAUUCAGUCAAAGAAGGUAUGGCAAUUUGAUUUGCCUUGACCAGUUGAAAUCCAUGUUAUAAUUUACUACUUUGAAUCAAACUGCAACAUAAGCAUUUUUUAAUACUUAAGAUGUUGUAAAUUGUCAAGAAUGAAUUAGUUCCAUUUAUAUCAUUGUAACAAGCUAUGCACUAUAUCAGAAGUAUACAUGUAUGACCAAGGUUAUAAGCAUCUGGCUUUAUUUUUGAACUUGUAUAAGCCCUCUUGAUUUUUUCUCUAUCAGGUGUAGUGCCAGAUGUGAACAUUGUUCCAGUGAACAUCUCCUAUGACAAGGUGACACAAUUUCACAUAUAUACUUUUUUCAAAUCAUUGAGAAUGAUUACUUCACAUAUAAUGUAAAGUAUCUUUCAGUGGUCUGGUUAUCCUCUGGUUAGUCUUUUUUUUUUUUCGUAAUCCAGAGUAUUGCCUUAACCUUUUGGCCCCUAAAAGUGACUAGCAUUUAAUAUCUCCUCACAAUAUCACCCCUGAAUCAAACAUUAAGGUCAUGAGAAUAAAGGACAUGAUCAGCAACUAAAGAAGCUCUUGACUGUUAAACAAAUUCUCCUUAACAGUGCCUUGGGAAAUGCAAAGGGAACAGUAUGGAGAAUGUGCAUACUGAUGUUAGGGUGUAAAGGAUUAAUAGUUGACUGCACUUUCUCUUAUUUUCAAUCUAGGUUGUGGAUUCAGGUUAUACAAGGGAACUUCUAGUGAGUAUGUUUUUAAUGUCAAAUAAUUAACCUGUUUCUUUUCUUUCCCCCUCCCCCCCCUCCCAUAUCCCUCCUCUUCCUCAAUCCUAUGACAAUAAGCCAUUUUCGUUCUAUAUUAAAAUUCAAACUUGGCUCCAAGGCUUUCCCCUAGCCUCGAAGCCAUGUUAGAAUUCUAAUAUAUUGAAAAUGGCCUAUUUGCCCUCAAUCUUUAAAGGAUAUGCCCCGUCUCUCUUGAAUAACUGUAUAAUGUUUUUUGAGUUACGUUAGUCCUUUCUAAUGCGAUCUCAAUUAAGGUACCAUUUGGGGAAAGGAGGAGAAAACUUUUUCUUUUAUCUUCCAGAGAUUAGGGGCACGAUUCUCCCAGGGAAUUGUCUGGAAACUGUAUUUGUACCCAAAAAUGUUUCACUCCGUGGGUUAACUUUUUGCGUUGAUGUUUUGUUGAGGUUGUGAUCUUUAGCACGUAAAUACAGCAUAAGGCUUGCUUUGUAUUGUUCAUAAUUACUAGAAAAUGAAGAGCUAUCUUUAACAGAAUGUGUUCAUGUGUCUUCAGGGUGAGGUUAAGAGACCAGAGUCAUUCUGGAGCACAAUGAAAAGCAUCUGGCGCGUCAUCAGAACAAGAUAUGGCAACGUCAGGCUCGACUUUGGCCAGCCAUUUUCUCUCCAGGUUUGUUACCUUUGUUUAAAAUUUUUAGUUUUUUUUACGCAUUCAUGAACUUGAAUGAGCAUACAUCCUUACUCCUAAAUACUGAAAUUUUUGAGAUUCGAAAGUCUGACCCAAAAUUUGAAAUAUAGACAAACCGAGUGGUCACCAUUGUAAUCAUGAAAAUAGAAAGGAAAGAGAAAACAAAUUACUACUUGUAAUCUCAACUUUAUUUGCUCAAGAAACAAGGGUAAGGCUGUUUCAGUGACCUCUUAUGUAUCUCUUCAUCAGUUCCCAUGAGCAGUUUUGAUUAAUCUCUCGGGGUUAGUUUUUUUUUUAUGUGGAAAAUAUCUUCAGUUGUUAAGCACGCUUGUAGUGGGUCUGAUUGUUCCUAAUGCCCCCAUCAAUAGGAAUUUUCCCGAGCCAUGGACCAAUCUCUGCCAAUGCAGGAAUUUGCAGCCAAAUCGUUACUCAGAGCAUCCGAUAUCUCGUCGCCCAAGUCUUCUCUGGUGCGGAACUACUCUGAGGUCUCGUUAAGUGAGAUCGGUGAUGAUAAGUGUUUCACCCUCACUAAGGCUCUUGGAUAUCACGCCAUUCAUGGUAGGUUAUGAACUUCGAUCCUGGUUUUCACUGUAUAGACUGAGUGUAAUACAUUUAUAUCUUUGGGUGUUUAUGGCACAAAAUGUGGAGUCGAAACGUCUCGACAACCUUUCACUAUAUGAAAUAUCGGCUACGUUUUUCCUCUGACCCACUAGGAAAGAAUCACGGAUCAUUUAAAGGAGUGUCUGAGAAGUAGCCUGUGAAUGCUUUUCCUCCCUAAUACCAUAUAAGGACAUUUGUGAGGAAUGGAGGAGGGGUGGAGGGGUAGGGGAGGGCCCAGUCAGGUUCACUGUCCAAACCUUUACACCGAGUGACUAAGAAUUUAUUCGCCUUUGACCUUCCUUAUUUUCUCUUUACUUACAACGAUGCUGAGUAAACUAUGUUUCAAGACCAGCUGGAGUUCGCUAGAACAGGGUAUCUCAACAAAGAAGUAACUGUUGUUGAUACAGCUCCGUGGAAAAGUAUCUGAGGCUCAGUAUGGUGGGACUCAAUAUCUUGCAAGGACCUUCAUACUCAGAAACCGUGUCUACUUUCUUGUCGUUAGAUUCUGCGAACUGUAGUGCAGUUAUGAGUACCAACAUGGUCGCCUUCCUUCUCAUGAACAAUCAUAGGAAGGUAAGUUGUUGCAAACUGUAAAUUAUUGAAUCCUCUGUACAUUGGAACGUUUACUGAACCAUUCCGUUCGUUGAUUUAAUUGUCCUACCUCUUUAGGGUGCUACAUUUCAAGAACUGUGUGCGUCCUUUGACAGGCUGUACAGGGAAAUAACCUCACGAGGAAGGUAAACAACUUUUCAUUUCGGUCACUUUGAAAAGAACGAGAGAGUUUGCAAAUAUCAAAGACAAAUUUGUUUCAUUGUAAUUACAUGGGGUGCUUUGAAGUAAGACGUAUUUCUGACCUAGAAGAUACAUUGGAAAGAUUUGUGAACAUUGUCAAGUGAAAGUAGACUGAUAUCAAUGUUUUUUUCCUCUUCCCCUCUUCUACUUGUCCUUCUUUCUCUUUGUUGAUUGGAUAAGAUGAAGAGCCAUAGAGUGGUUAAGUUUGCUGGUUGCGUUCAGUCGUGUCAUAAGUACCAUAAAAUACCGGUAUUUAUCAUCUUCUAUUCUUAAGAGAUGUUGGCUUCUCGGGAAAGACUGCAGCCGUUGUCCGUCAUGCAUUGCGACUUUUGGAAGAUGACGUCACAGUAACGGAAUCGCGGACAGGUCCUCAGAAGGAUGCAGUACGGGUUCAAGUUCAACCCAAGGGUGGUUUACCUCACAUUCUGAAUCUGGCAUUUUACAGCAAUCAGGUAACUUACUGGACAUAAUGCAUUUAGUCACAACAAGCCAUGACCCUCUUUGUUUGACUUUUCAAACUUUUUCCCUAGCAUCUCUUAACCUUUAGAGCAAGUUUCCACUGAAUGUCGAAAGUUGUUGAAAGUAGUCCAGAAUUGCUUUGGUUUUACUUUACUUUGCGCUCUGAUUGGUCCUGUAAAAUUGCGCCAUCCUCUCAACCAAUCAGAGGCAAAACUAAAGACAAGCGCGACUUGGUGAUUCGCGUUGGUUUUGGCUUUUUAACACUCACUUGAAAACUACUCUAACAGGUUACUUUUCUUUUCGUUUCAGGUUGUUUCAUUAUUUUCCCUGGACGCUGUCCUCGGUAAGCCACGGUUCUUUCGUUGCUCGAAAACUGGAGUUUUCUCAUUCGUACAUUGUAAUUACCCAGAUAUUGAAAAUGUAUUCCUUUUAUAUUUAGCUUGUGCAAUUUUCGCCGCUGCAGAGGAUAGUGAAUCUUUUGAUACAGACGACAUCGAAGGCCAGAAAAUAAUUACUCAGACGUCGGUAUGUGAAUUUUGACCUCCAUUGCUUUGUAUCAUCUAGCCUCUCAUUUAAAUCUUUGUAAAUGUGCUCCCCUUUAAUGCGAUACGAUCUUGAACGUAUUCGAUUGGUUAGACGAGGUAUUUGCAGUCAAAAUGACAGCACUCCUUUUCUCUGCUGUCGCUUCUCGGUUGAAGGGAUUCACUUUAACCCCCUCAUGUUGCAAAGCCUUUUAGACACUAACAAACUUUCAAACUCUUGACAACAGUGUCUAUUGAAUUGAGAUAAGCAGGCUCUCCUUUUAAAAAAAAGAAGGGAUAAACUUAUUAUUGCUUUGGUCGGGUGGAGUUUGUGAAGAAACUUUGGACCCCCAGGUCUGGAAAAGUGUGUUGGUGAUUAAUCUGUCUCGUUAAGUUGCAGUGUUAUCCGUCCUCCUCAUUUUUAGAUUCUUCUGUUUACUUUUAACGCUGUUUACGUCAAUUUCGUGUCUCUAGAUAGUCGAGAAAGCGAAAAAUUUGUGCGAUGUUCUUCAGAGAGAGUUCAAUUUAGUUCCGGUAAGUUUAACUAUGUAUUUAAGGAGAACUGAUUACUGAGAGGGCGUGAAGUAUUUUGUUCCUUAUAUAUAAUUAGUGCAUGGAUCUUGUACGCACUUCUCUCCUCCUUCCCCCUACCAUUCCAAAUCAUCCCCUCACCCCUCACCCCUCACCCCCCCCCCACCCCCCCUUGUCCCCCUCCUUUUCCUUCUUCUCGUACUUCUUCUCCAACAUUCUCCUUGAAGGCCCUCUCACAAUAACCUCACCUCAACUACCAAUGUUCCAUCACUGUCAACUUCAAAACUAGAAUCACAACUCAUGACCCACAAGGCAGUAUCUAAAAUGUGUGAAUUUACUUAAUAAUAAUAAUAAUAAUAAUAAUAAUAAUAAUAAUAAUAAUAAUAAUAAUAAUAAUAACUCAUCAGUCUGUGCACAGUAACAACAAAAUCGUGAUCCGAAGUACCUGAAGGUGUGUGUAUUUUCAGCCAUGUGAGAACCUAGAGUCUGCUCUGACAGAGGGACUGGAGAAAUUCACGUCUAGUGAGACCCUACAGAUCAUAGCAGAGGUAUGUAUUUACAAACCAGGUUGGGUAACCGUGUUGAGCAAUCUAAGCUGUAAUUAUACCGUGUCAUUCUCUCUUCAAUUUUUCAACAGAGCAACCCCGUUAGUUCUCGAGGCAGUCAAUGGGGAUUGGAUGACGACGAUGAGUACACAGGAGAAUUUGACGUCACGGAGAUCGAUUACAAGGUAAGUUUUAUUCUUUUUUCUUUCAGCGAUAUCGAUGCAAACAGUUAAAGAAACAUGGCAUGUUUUUAAUCUGAGUCCCGCCCGAGGAAUUUAAUCCCAGAGCUUCCGAUUCUAAGGUCUAGUGCCUUAAGUGCGAUAUUACUGAGCAACAGGGAACUUAGUGGUGAGCAUCGCUCUAAUGAAAUACAAGGUCUGUAUGUAACAAGUGCCCCGCAUGCCAGGAGGGUCAGAAAUGUGUUUGUCAGCCUAGAGUGUAGGUUAUUUUACAUAAACCCCUCCACCACAAAAGUUACAGAACGGUCUGCCUUUUUUCGCCUGUUUCUAAAUUCAUGUAACAGGAUAAUUUUUCUCACAGUACCGGAAAGAGUUCGCAUGGUGAAAGGCGCUUGUUGGCUUUAUUAAUCCUUAUCUCGUUAGAAUGACCAAACAUAUUGUACACGUUAUACAAUCUGAGGGAAAUGAAAACGGAUUGGCCUCUAAAGUUGUUGAGAACGUGUUUAGUUCAUAAAAAAGUUCCCACCUGUUCCUUACACUUUUUCAGGUAAUCCCAUACUAGGUUUUUAACUGCCAGUAAACAACUAAAUUUCUGUAGUGUAGCUUAUCUGUUUAUAACACUUUUUGUCAAUUCCUUCACUUCAGUUAACCAAUGCAGAAGAGCUGCUAAACAAGCUUCAGUUUCUAAAGUCAGUGGUUGCUCCCCUGAUAGAAUCUUACUGGGUAGCAGCUUGUGGUUUACUUUGGCUCAGAAACCAGAGUUUCUCAGGUAAUAAUUUUACAGAAUUUUUCUUGCAACUCAGUACCUCAUGGAUCAAAAAGUUGUAUCAAAAUACAGCCAAUUCUUGCUUGUGUCAGCGACUUGAACAUAUGUACGUAGUUUACUGUAUUUGCCUGUAUGGUGUUGUUUAACCAUUUUAGCUGUUUGGAGAUUGCAGAAUUUUUAUGUGGUCUGGUUUGGCUUUAUGUGUUGUUUUUAUCUUUAUUUUAAAUUAUUUGCCCUCAAGAUACAGAGUUUCUGACUGCUCUUCAUUCCUGUGCGAAAGAACGGGUCCAUAAGGGAGUAGCAAUGUUUCGUAAGUGUUCAACAUUCUUGCAUUUAGUUUGUUAAAUGACUGAGAUUCUUUAAUUGCGAUGGAGGUCUUGAUUGGUGGUUUCUGAUAGUAUUUUUUUUUUGUUUGAAAGAUCACAACUGACAACGCUUUUCUAAAAGUUCUUGCAUCACUCACUUUUACUCCCAUCUAUCCUGUAAUAGAUGUUACAUACAACUUCACGCCAAAAAUAGUAAAGAUGACAUUAACCCUUUAACCCCUGUGAGUGACUAACAUCUAACUUCUCACCUAGGUAUCACUUCUGAAUCAAACAUUAGGCUCAUGAGAAUUGAGGAAAUGAUCGUAAACGUGAAAAGAAGUCUUGAUUUUUAUCUUAAUUCUCCUUGUCAGUGCCAUAGGAAAUGUGUAAAGAACGGUAUGGAGAAUAUGUAUGCUGAUGAUUAAAAUCAACCAGUAAAGAAUUGAUCUUAACAAGUUAGCUGCGCGAGAAUGAAAUUCAGUAAUGGUCUUUCGUUGGGUUAUAUGAGAAGUCCUAUUCUAAAAAGUGUAAUUGUGAAUUUUUACUCACUCGAUCGCAACUAGCUCUUUAAUCAUCGCUCAAUACUACAUAAUUAUCUUGCUUUUUGUUUUUUUUCCAGCCGAGAGUUGUUCACUGGAACCUUUCCGCAAUGCCGUGCGCAUCUUUAAGGAAUGGAAAGUGAUUCAAUUCAACGCCGAGAGUGGGAUAACGCUCUGCGACGCUUACAACAAUGGAGAUGCCCUUUUUGAUGUGAUUGAGAGCAUCAAUCAGUUUAAACUUUAACUGCAACAGUAACUUCAAAAUUCUUGCAAAAGAACUUGAAUAAAUUUCUUAUGCCAGCUUCAACCUGUUUCUGUCAUAAUUCUGAAUCUUUCUAAUCCACAACUUCAACACUGGGAAAAACUUCAAGUCAAACUCCUGCGGAGUUGAGCCAUGAUGGUUGAACCUGUUCUUAACGACG